Megalopta genalis is the source of this 1918-nucleotide messenger RNA. Lineage: Eukaryota; Metazoa; Arthropoda; Insecta; Hymenoptera; Halictidae. The record is from RefSeq and is a predicted model, not a curated record.
AUGCAAGUGGUCUGACUGAAUAGAAAUGGCAUAGAUAAAUUGCACCCGGAUGCAAACGUCUAAUUAAAUCAUGUCUGAUCAUUGACACUUUCACUUUGUUUAUAACCUUGUCUAUCGUUAAGACAGCAGGAAUGAUCCGUUAUAUUUAAUAUACAUUCUUUGAUAUCUUCUUUAUACAUAAAUUAAAAAUUGUGCGACAUUCCCGACAACAUGUCUUUAACUAUUGAGAAACAAAUCGAAUUAUUAUUAUCUGGGAAUUCCUUAGAGAUUGAUGACACGCAUGAAGAGAUCCAUGCCGCACAAACUGAUGUAUUAGGAUCGAAAACGCCCAGUAAUUAUGUCCCAGUUUGCCAAAAGACUGUAGCAUACAUUGUUGCUGCUGUUGUUAUAAACGAACAUGGAGAGGUAUUGAUGAUGCAGGAAGCAAAAGCCUCUUGUAAUGGUAAAUGGUAUUUACCAGCUGGUCGAGUCCAGCCCGAUGAAAACUUAUUGGAUGCUGUUAAACGGGAAGUUUUGGAAGAAACAGGCCUUAUAUUGGAACCAGAAACACUGAUAUUAAUUGAAUGUGCAGUUGGUUCAUGGUUUCGGUUUGUUUUCACUGGCAAAAUAAUUGGUGGCAAACUGAAAACUUUAGAGGAAGCAAAUAAGGAAUCGUUGCAAGCUUGCUGGGUGCAAGAUAUAAAUGAUCUGACCCUUAGAGCGAAUGAUAUCAUUCCUUUGAUAGAGAAAGCAAAAUCUUAUAUUGUGAACAAGGAUACCUUGCAUUAUCCAAAUUUAAUUCCAGCUACUAAAUCAUUAAACAAAUUAUUGUUGAGACUUGUAAUUACUUCAAAAAAGAGAGCAACGAACAAGUUACACGUUCUUACAUCGAACGCGGAACCGGCUUAUUUACCGACUUGUGAAAUUAAUCCAAAUUGUAGUCUUCUUUCUACUUUGCAUAAUUUCAUGGAAGAACUGUUUGGUAGUGGAGUUGCACAGCAUAAGCCACAUGGUAUAUUGUCUGUAGAAUUUAGCGGAGAACAAGAAGGAGACGGACUUUGUUUAACAUUAUUGGUAUCGUUCAAGCUGCCUGUAGAGGAUAUACCUACUAUUGGAAAGUAUAUUUGGCGCGAAUUGCCCGAUAAUGUAGCCACAAAUAUAUCUUAUCGUUUGCCAAGAAAUAUGACACUGCCUUUAAAUGUUAUUCGAUAAAGUAAUGUGUGAAUGUAUAUGUAAUUAUACAUCAAACAAUUUUGAGAUCUUGUAUCCAAUGCACUCAGUCUUAACUUGUGGUUUUUAGAUAUAAAAUUAAACAAUCUUUAACACGAUUAACAAAUCAUAACAAACCGCAAGUAUAAAUACGAAAUAUUUGAAAUACCCUUAAAAUUCAUUUAUAAAGGCGAUUGAUAGUUCAAUUUAUGAAAUUACGAUUACAGUAUAGCAUAAAGCAGUUAUAUUAACUAGUAUCAGCAUUUAACAAUGACUAACUGAACAGAAAAAGAUAUUUAUAAUCAUGAUUUUACGUUUAUCCUAGUCUAUACCAAUGAUUUUUUAAACAGAUGUGAGUAUAUAUUGUAUAUCAUUCACGGAAGUAUAUAGUGUAAGCAAAUUAAUAUUAAUUCGAAUCAUCUAUAUAAGUUUUUGUAUUAUUAGCGAAGAAACUGCAAGGACUUCGAAUUGUUACCAAAAAUUACUAUAUCUCUCAUUCCAAAUAGAUAAUAUAUAAAACAAGUACAUUAUUCAAUGUACCUUAAAAUUCAUUGAGCACAAGUAUUUAUAUACACAUAUACACAAAUAAUUCAUAACACAAAUACAUUACAAUAUGUAUAUCAUAUAUAUUUAUGGUUCAAUUAUGACAAAAAAUAUUAUUUGUAAUUGGACGCAUAUAAAAGAAUUGUUAUGUAUUUUAUGAGCAGAAUAAAUAUGUUAACGAAUCAUU